CUCAUCACCAUGACAAUAACAUUCCUAGUCUUCAACUGAUGAAUCGACCGACGUCACGUGACAGUCUAGGUCAAAGUGUAGAUAAACAUGGUGAGUGGGACUUCGUGUGGCAAGAUAUGAAAUUCACCUGAGGUCACACGAUUAAUUAUACAACGAUUUGGACUCGUUCCUCUAUUGACAAGUCACCCGUUCUGUGCUGCCAGGACCACGCUACACUGACUCAACCACCUACAGCCAUGGGGAUUACACACAAGCCUCACGAUGCAGCCUAUCGGCCAAACCCAGUACAGGGAUACGCAUAACAGACCAUCGGAUAGCCGUUCAACUCUUACAACGAGUACGUGAACGAACAUGAGCUCAUCUUUCAUAAACGAUAUCGACAACCUGUUAACAUUCCUGCAGAGUGAUGGUAACACCACACAGGUCAACAGGACACAAUGCAUCUCCAAAGUGGACCACUUCAAGUUUUAUCAGUACACGAUUAUCCCAGCCGUACUGAUCAGUCUGGCCUUCUCCAUGCUGAAGACGAGAAGACGGAAGUUUUUGGACUUUCUCUAUGGCCGACCAGCCCUGGUUCACCCAAUGGACGCAUUGACAACAUCUGCCAGCAUUUCCUAUGUUGCUGCAUUCGGAGCAACCAUCUUCCUUAUAUAUGAAGUUAUAUUUGAACAAAAGUUUGCCUUCAGAUAUGAUGGACCUCUCGCCUUGAAAACACUGAUCGUGAUAGUAUCUAUGAUAUGGUACGGCUUUGUCUACUUUCCUGUCUUCGCUUCAUUGGCCGUAAAGUCAAUCUUCAGCUACGGCCUUGGGGCCUUGUACGUGUGGGUCAUCACCGCCAUAGAGUUCUACAAGGCCGCUGAGUGUGACGUCAGAUGGGAGAGUCGCAUGCUAGCAGUGGGCCGGAACAUCCCGCACCUUCUCUGUCUGGUAUAUCUCAGCGUCAUCCUACCGAUCAGGUUUGCCUAUGCCCUUAAAAAUAAGAAGUAUUUCGUGGCGGAGGAAACCGAUCUUGAUGUUCCCCAAACUCUGAGUUACAUCCGGGACUCUUACCAGGGGGUGCACGUCCGGAAACUCUUGAAGAAACCCGCACCGAAACCUCCGCCACCGGAAACAAUCAAAGACAAAAUCAAAGCCGGGCUCCUUGCUGCCAUACACGGAGUACUCUAUAAAAACGAACCAGGGUUCCGGUAUUCGACCCGUAUCCUGUCUGUUCUCAUGGUCGGCGUGUUUCUCCUGUACGUGAUCACCUUCGAGGUGCUUGGUUUCUUCAUAACGUUUUUUGACAUCUUCAUCGCCUAUGCCGACGCAUAUUUCGCUGCCUAUGACUUCAAGCCAACAGGACGUGAACAGUUCAAUGUGCACGAAGUCCAGACGUGGGUGUUGGUGGGCUACUAUUUGCUGACCGCACUGAAACAGAGUUUGAUCGUAUCGACGGUGUUAGCGGUUGUGGUCGGGCUUGUGAUGAUCUUACACAUGCUUUCAUCCUACAGAACCAACCUGCUGGCGUUAUAUCGAGGUGAUCACAGCCACAUCCCCUCAAGGAAGGAGAGGAGUAACGCCAGCCUCAUGCUGGGGUGUAUGCGGUUUGCAGGGUACCAGGUGGGAUACAUCGCAUGGGGGUUCAUAAUCCAGUUAACUAUCUUCUUCCUCCUCUGUUUGACAAUAUCCGUCAUCGUUAUACUUGUUCGGGGCGGCGUGUCAAGUUGGCUUGUUAACCGGUUAUUACAAAUAUGGCCGAUUGUUGUGUGGACAGUAGUGCUGAACGUCCUCCAGCUGCUUUUGGCCAAGUUCCUCUUCGCACAGGGACGCGGGAAUACGCUGUAUAUAGACAACAGGCGGUUCUUCUUCAUCUUCACGUACUUCAUGUUCUUCUUCAACAUCUUCCUCGGCCUCGUGUCCUGCCUCAUGAGGAUCAUCAAGGCCAUCGUCCUGGGGGCCUUGUUCAUGCCACGCCUCGACCACAGCACCUUGUCCCAGAGAUUCCAGUUCUUCGAUCCUGGUUUUGCGGCGUAUGUAGGCUACAUGCACGUGGAGAACCAACACACACACCCGGUGAUGAUUGUAUUCAUCCGCCUCAUGUUGAUGAACCUGCACUUCCGGAAUCUGGGCGAGAGUAAAUCCGUCGACCUGAAUGGUUCCAUGGGAGCAGGUGAUGAGGAAGACAGCAUCCAGGGCAUCAGUAUACAAAUGAAAGGACACGAAGCCGAUUUGGAGGCGAAACAAGAAGCCAAACGACGUAAAUAUAAAGCCACCUUCAACUGGGCCGUGUUCUACACCCUCAUCAACAACCCCCAGAUCAGGGUGUACCGGAAGGGCUACAUCCAGAGCAGGAUAAAGGCGGUGGAGGAGGGGAGACGGAUUCCAGUCAGUGAUCUUCCAGUGGUCGAUCUCUCCAGACUUGACACCUCGAGUGACACCGACGAUAACAGCAACGACAAAGACAAAACAAACGGCAUCUACAAUGUCAAAGGAGAACGGAUAAAUGUUAAAUCUGAAGCUCAUAUCGUGUGACAAAAUUAUAUCAGCUGAAGUGAUUACUUCGUGAUGGUGCUGGGUGACGUUUGUCAAGCUCUAUUUCCAUCGAUAUUUUAUGGUUGUAAAACCAACUUCAAGACGUCAGUUAAUGGUCGGAACGGGUGAACAAAAGGUGAACAAAAGGACAUUCAUCACCUGCCUUUUUGUAUAUCUACACAUGUGCUGGCAAGUGUGUGGCUGUUGUGUAUAAGAUGCUGUGACGUCAAAAUGAACAGAGAUCGCAGUAGGGGGCAGAGUCCCAUUGGACAACAUGUAUGUCAUGUACAAAGAUAAUUCAUGAUAUUUUUUUAAUAAAUUAUAUAUCACACAGAG
Haliotis rufescens (red abalone) is the source of this 2847-nucleotide messenger RNA. Its product is annotated as receptor for retinol uptake stra6-like. Gene Ontology annotation, molecular function: retinol transmembrane transporter activity; signaling receptor activity. The record is from RefSeq and is a predicted model, not a curated record. Gene Ontology annotation, biological process: vitamin A import into cell. NCBI's taxonomy places the organism in Eukaryota, Metazoa, Mollusca, Gastropoda, Lepetellida, Haliotidae. Gene Ontology annotation, cellular component: plasma membrane. Bases 352 to 2511 code for a protein of 719 amino acids. The transcript is spliced from 18 exons.